CAGCCCGUUGGCUACUGCCCCAUUCCCUGUGGCCAGGAACCCAGCGCUGUGGCCUGCAGUCAAACAGCCCCAGGCUUAUCAGGACGGCCCAGGUGUGCGGUCCCAGCGUGGCCGUUACUAUGUGAAAUCCCCUUGUGAAACCUGCUCAGCAUGGUGGGGAGAUGCUUAUCUGCAGGGACGCCCUGAGCCAGUGCGGCCGGAGAGCAGGGCAGUGAUGGGGUGAGGGGCUGACAGCAGCACUUCUCAGUCCCGACCCGCAGCCCCUGCUUGCCCAGCACUGGUUCCCCUCUGCCUCAGCUCUGCUGUUGCCCCUCUCUCCUGACCCACAGCACAUGCUAGCCCAGCAUUCCAGUCAGAGUCUUUCUAAAGUGGGUCCCCGAGUGGCUGGGAGCCCAGUUCUCUGCUACCAUCAGCAGGGGGGCGAAUCCAGGACCCCCUAUGGUCUAUGGGGAGUUGGGAGCACUUUGUAGACAGCUCGUUUAUAAACUCUGCCAAUGGCCCCUAGCUGGCGAUAUGGGACAGCUUGUAGGUCGGAGCCCAGGCUGAGUGUAGGGAUGUCACAAGCUGUGAGGUGCGGGUGGGGGGGGGGGACGGGGACACAAGGGUGCUGGGAGCUGAUAGUGACUCUUUCCCCAUCACCCAGCUUCCUGUUCCAGACCAACAUAAAGGGCUGGGAUGGCUGGAGCUGUCGGAGCUCACUGAGGACCCACAGCCAUCACAGAGGUGGCGGGGGGUCUUUGGUUGACCCCAAGGGAUAUGGGGGGUAAUGGGGACCUGCUCCAGAGUGGGGUCACUCAGUCGGGGCCUGGUUCUUACAGUAGCCAGUGCUGGUUGCCUUGGGGAGGUGCCUGCCAUUAUUCACCUCUCUGUGGCAGGGGCAGAUCCCUGCCUGACCCCAGAGGCUGUUCAGCUCCUGCCCUGGAGCCUGAGAUCAUGAGACCUCACUGUUGGCCCCCGAACCUGCAGUAAUGCCCAGAAAGGCCUGGCACUGCUCAGCACUCUCAGCCCCUUGUAUCUUGUGGCAGGGAGUUCCACAGGCUAACAGCAUAUGCUAGAAUUUUCCUGGCAGCUUCUGUCCAUAGCCAAUGUGUGCAUGUACCCCUUGUCCUUGUGAGUGAGAGCCCCUCUGCUCCCAUAUAGAGGCAAGACCCCAGGUUUCCUUCGUCCCCCUUGGUUGGCCCAGCCCUACCUUAGUUGGGAAAGGCUGCCUUGAUUGUGGGGUGGUCAUCAACCCAGGGGAGCUUGGUGGUAGCUUAUGGCUCAGUGACUGCGGGGUCCCUAGAUGGGGGGUCAGUCUGAGCUAAGUGGAGGGAGGAGGUGGACUCUAGGCAGGGAGGUCAGUCUGGGCUCAGUGAUUGGGGGGCCCCGGUGGAGGGGUCAAUCUGUCUCUGUCUCACAGCCCCCCCCGCCGAUCUGUCCGAGAUGAAGCUGAUUCUGGUCCUGGCACUUGCCCUCCUGGGGGCCAUCUCUGCUCACCAGCUCCAUGAGGGCGCCCCGGAGCAGGAGGUACCAGCCGAACCGGGCGAGGAGGAGCCUGGGGAGCCAGAGCCACCGUGCCCCACGGAAAGCGAGAGCUUCAGAAUGAUAGUGCCUGGCCAGGAGGGCCACACCUGUCGCUAUGUGUUUGUGAACACCUGCCAGACAUUUUGGACAGCCCAGAAACUGUGUGCCCACUGCUACCACGGCCGCCUGGCCUCCAUCCACAACUAUGCAACCAACCGGCGUCUGAACUCCAUGGCACAUGCCCGCACCAACCGGGGCGAGGUGUGGAUUGGGGGAUACACCUCCCGCUGGUUCUGGCGUGUGUACCCCCGCUGGGUCGACCACAGUUCCUGGAACUACUCCAACUGGGCCAGAGGGAACCCCUGGCAGUUUUGGAGAUCGUGUGUCGCCAUGUGUACUGUAGGUGAGGAGCCCCCUGGGGCAGGACAGGGCGGAGAUAGGGAUCUAUUCACUGUUUGUGGGAACAAGAGCCCCUGGGCAAGGGAACCGCGGAUCUGUGGGACAGGGGUCCGAGGAUAAGUGGGGCUGUGGGGUGUGGGGCAGGAGAUGAGGGUAGGUGGGGUCAUGGGUUGUAGGGGAGGUGGGGCUUUAGGGUGUGGGGCAGGGAAUCCAAGAGUAGGUGGGGCCAUGGGACAGGGGAUCUGAGGGUAGGUGGGGCCGGGGGUUUGGUACAGGGGAUCUGGAGUUAGUGGUACUAUGGAGAUCUGGGGCAAGGGAUCUGGGGUUUGCUGUGGGCUGGGUGGCAGGUGCCAGCUGGGAGGGCACAAACCCCUCUCUCUCUCCCAGGUGGUCAAUGGAGAAGCGUCAGCUGCGGGACUCACCUGCCCUUUAUUUGCGAGUACUGAGGAUGCUGCUCUCUACAUGGGGUCCCGCUGU
Chelonoidis abingdonii (Abingdon island giant tortoise) is the source of this 2379-nucleotide messenger RNA. NCBI's taxonomy places the organism in Eukaryota, Metazoa, Chordata, Testudines, Testudinidae. The record is from RefSeq and is a predicted model, not a curated record.